Mercurialis annua (annual mercury) is the source of this 2000-nucleotide messenger RNA. RefSeq names its product probable folate-biopterin transporter 7. Gene Ontology annotation, cellular component: membrane. Bases 378 to 1829 code for a protein of 483 amino acids. The transcript is spliced from 2 exons. Lineage: Eukaryota; Viridiplantae; Streptophyta; Magnoliopsida; Malpighiales; Euphorbiaceae. The record is from RefSeq and is a predicted model, not a curated record.
UCUAAAAGUAGGUGCUCAUUGAAAGUGAAAAAGAAAAGAAAAAAAGGAGAAGGCUACUUUUAUAAUAAGGAAUUAUUAUAUGCCAGUGCCAGCAGCCAAUGGAAUAUCCUUUCUUGUACAGUGAGUAAAGUAAUUUGUAUUAUAGUGAAGCAGCAGAUCCAGCCACCAUGUCGGCCAAGCUGCUCUACAACACUGAGCACUCCAUUGUUUUGUAUUAAUUCUCCUGCUAAUCAAAUUUACGUUAGUGUUAGCCUAUUCUUGAAUUAAUUUGCAAUAAAGCAAAUCUUAAUUAGUUUGCAGUAAUUAAUAAUUAAAUGAAACGACAAGCACAUUCUAAGCUGCCACGCAUCCCAACGUAAGUGCAGAUCUGAUGUUUAAUGUUAGAACUAGAAAUAGACAUCCACACAAUUUCCCUCCACGUGUCCUCCACCGAUCAUUCCAUUCUUUCCCAUAUAAAACGCUCAUCUUCCUCUUCUCUAACAUUUCUACAUAAUAAUACAAUGGUGUCAUCACCGCCUCCUUCCGCGGGUUCCGGUGGCCGUAGAAUCCAGCUGAUCCGACCAAUUCUGGGUCUGGGUUUCUGGGUACAAGGAUUCAGGUGCUUUCCUUGGAUGGCUGUCAAUUUCUUCUUAAAGGAUGGUCUUAAUGUGGACCCUUCUACUCUUCAGCUUCUUCAAAACUCUGCUAAUCUUCCUAUGGUCGGAAAGCCUUUCUACGGCGUCGUUUCUGAUGUUGUUUAUUUCUCCGGCCAGCAUCGUAUUCCUUAUAUUGCCUUUGGCGCUUUCUUGCAAGCAUUUUCAUGGCUAGCUAUUGCAAUUCUCCCACCGUCAAGCCUAUCGAUCUUCUGCAUCAGUAUAUACCUUCUACUUGGUAAUCUCGGUGCUUCGAUAGCUGAGGUUGGUAACGACGCUAUGGUGGCAGAGAUAGGAAAGCAGCCAUCAAAAAAAUCGCAACCAUCUUCAUCCUCUAGUGAGCUUCAGUCAUUUGUUUGGAUUGCUUCGUCUGCAGGUGGUGUUCUCGGAAACCUUCUUGGUGGUUUCGCUAUUACUAGAUACUCGUCUCAAGUUAUGUUUCUCUUUUUCGGUUUUAUCCUUGCUGUUCAAUUCUUUAUAACAAUAUUCGUCAGAGAACGUUCCCUUAAUCUCCCCAAGAGUUCUUCGAAUAUCGGGAUCAGAAAACAGCUUUCAGAGCUCUGGUCUGCAAUGAAGAAACCCAAUAUUGCUUACGCAAUAUCAUGGUUGUUUGCUUCUUCUGCUGUAAUCCCGGUACUGGCAGGAACAAUGUUCUUCUAUCAAACAGAACAUUUGCAAAUUAAUUCAUCUAUAUUAGGGAUUUCUAAGGUUUUCGGCCAGGCUGCAAUGCUUUUAUGGAGCGUCAUCUAUAACUGCUACUUGAAAGAAGUUCCUGCCAGGAAAAUAAUUGCAGCUAUUCAGGCAACAAUGGCAGUGUUCAUGGUUUCUGAUGUGUUGUUCGUAAAGGGAAUUUACAGAAAUAUGGGAGUCCCUGAUUCGCUAUAUGUCGUAGUUUUCUCUGGUGUUUUAGAAGUUUUGUUCUUUUUCAAGAUUCUCCCUUUCAAUGUAGUAAUUGCACAGCUAUGCCCGCCAGGAUGCGAGGGAUCCCUGAUGGCACUAGUGGCGUCUACUAUAGCCCUUUCAUUCAUAGUGAGCGGAUAUCUUGGUGUUGCACUUGCAUCCUCUAUUGGCGUCACCGGAGAUGAUUUUUCUGGUUUUCCACGAGCGCUGCUGAUACAAGCGAUCUGUACACUUUUGCCGAUUUAUUGGUCUUAUUGGGUUCCGGAUGACAAUGAAACUCUGAAGAAGAAAGAGUAGUGAUAAUGUUUAUAGAAAUUGAGAAGAUGACUGAUUUUUGUUAGGUUGGUAAGAACCAUAUAUAUAUAUAGAUAAAUACACCCAUUUUUUUGCUUAAACAUUCAUGUACCAAUAAACAAAAUAUUAGUUGUAGAUGCAGGUAUUUCCAUAUAAGAUGAUUCCUUUUUACCA